GUGUCAUUUUUUUUUUUAGUUUACUUGUUUCCCUCCCGUUAUCUGGCAACCCCAGCCAAACUGCGACAGCGCCAAUGGCAGCAAAACAUAACUGUUACAGGCGAGGAGGAUGACAGCAAUGAGGAUUUAAUAUUUUGAUCAUUUCCUGCCCACAUAAGGGAGACCGUGUUACUUUAUCUCGAAACAAAGAGCCCGUAGUGCUCAAGUCUAGCACUGAGUAUGAUUCCCUGGUUGCGGCAGAGGUGAGGAAGCAUGGGGUGGAAAUCUGAGGUGCCUGGACGAACGUGAUGACAGUAUGGUCAACGGUGGAGAAGCUCAAAAUGGAAAAACGCCCAUGGAGGGAGGAGAACAUUGACUCAAGCGAGGCGCAGCACGCCACUGAUGAUUCUGAGGAUGGAAGCAGCUCAGAGAGCGAAUCAGAAGAGUGGAAACAGCCGAGGGCUCAGGUGAGCGGCAGCAGGUGUAAGAAGAGGGAGCCCUUAGCUGUCACAAAACCCCACAGACAGCUCUGCCGCUCUCCAUGCCUUGACCGGCCCAGUUUUUCCCAGAGUAGCACUGCGCAAGAUCUCCGUGAGGAUGACACCAGCACAGGACCAGGGAUCAAGUCUGCCAGCAACAAGGAGUACCAGACUAAGAUGGACUUUGCCUUAAAAUUGGGCUACUCUGGGGAGCAGGUGGAGACGGUACUCAACAAGUUGGGGGCUGCUGCACUUAUUAAUGAUGUUCUUGCUGAGUUAGUGAGGCUUGGAAACAAAGUAGAGCCAGAGAGCCAACCUUGCAGCAGCACUGCUGCAUCGAUAUCACAGUCCCCCUGUGUGAAAGAGACCGUCAGCCCAGAGGUUUCAGUGGAAGACGACUCUGUGGAUACUUAUGAUAACCUCAGGCCUAUCGUCAUUGAUGGUUCAAAUGUGGCGAUGAGCCAUGGGAACAAGGAGGUUUUCUCUUGCCGUGGUAUCCAACUUGCUGUUGAAUGGUUCUUGGAGAAAGGACACAAAGACAUCACAGUAUUUGUCCCAGCCUGGAGGAAGGAACAGUCGAGGCCUGAUGCCCUCAUCACAGAUCAGGAGAUAUUACGCAAACUGGAAAAAGAAAAGAUCCUGGUUUUCACCCCAUCCCGGAGAGUUCAAGGCAGGAGAGUGGUGUGCUAUGAUGAUCGCUUCAUAGUGAAGCUGGCUUAUGAUUCUGAUGGAAUUAUCGUGUCGAAUGACAACUACAGGGACCUGCAAAAUGAAAAGCCAGAGUGGAAGAAGUUCAUAGAAGAGCGUCUCCUCAUGUACUCGUUUGUCAACGACAAGUUUAUGCCACCUGAUGAUCCUCUAGGAAGACAUGGUCCAAGUUUAGAAAAUUUCUUACGCAAGCGUCCAGUUGUCCCUGAGCAUAAAAAACAACCCUGCCCUUAUGGGAAAAAGUGCACGUAUGGACAUAAGUGCAAGUACUAUCAUCCUGAGCGUGUCAACCAGCCACAGCGGUCAGUGGCGGAUGAACUUCGGGCUUUUGCCAAGUUGUCUGCAGUGAAGACGAUGAGUGAGGGGGCUUUAAUUAAGUGUGGUAUGGGGCCUGCAACUGUAAAGGGGGACGGCAGCUCUGAGGCCAAACGUGUGGCACCUAAACGCCAAUCUGACCCCAGUAUUCGCUCAGUGGCCUGUGAACCUCCUGAGGCGCUGUCCGCGAUGAGGAAGUCUGAGGCGAAUUCAGUGCCUUCCCUUGUGUCUGCUCUCAGUGUGCCCACCAUGCAGCCUGUCAAGAGCCACGCAGCUGGUGCCUUGAACACACGAUCAGCCAGCAGCCCGGUGCCGGGUUCUCUGCAGUUCGCACACAGUUCUCUGGAGCACAUGUCUAGUGUACAGUACCCUCCUAUUUUAGUUACAAAUAGUCAUGGCGCCUCUGUUACUUACAGUGAACAGUUCCCAAAGUAUGACUCAGUUAGCGAUCAUGGCUAUUAUUCACUGCACAGUGAUUUUUCAAAUAUGAGCAUGAGCAGCAUGCACAACGUCGACAGUUUCUGUAGCAUGGAGCACGAGCAUGGUGUGUAUCAGAGAAAUCCCAGCCACUGCGUUGAAUCCUGCCUCAGCCAUUCGAACAGUGACUCGUUCUCCUCUUACGGGGACCUUUACCCGAGCUCGGUGGACAGUAGCUUAGAGGAGAGCAUGAAAGGGCAGCAGCAGACUAGCGCACAAGCUAGGAUGCAAGCUUUCUCCCAUGGGUUUCGUCAUGAAGCACUGACAAGAGUGCAAAGUUACGGACCAGAGGAACCCAAACAGGGCCUGCGUAAGCAGCAUUCUGGAUCUCGUCUGGCUCCCCAUAUCCAGCAUGUGGCAGUGGGGGCCAGGUCUAGCUGUCCUGGAGACUAUCCCCUAACUCAAAAUGUUCUCCCACCUCUGUCCUCACAGCCCACACGGUCUCUCGGUAUGACUCGUAUGGACAGCAUAUCAGACUCAAGGCUAUAUGAUAGCAACCCAAUGAGACAGAGGAGACCGCCACUGUGCCGUGAGCAGCACGCCAGCUGGGACCCUCUGCCGUGUGGAAGUGAGUCCUAUGAAUAUCAUUCAUAUCCAUUGAGUAACAGCCUUAUGCCGUGUUGCGAGCGGGUGAUGGUCCGCAGCAUGCCAGAAAAAAUGGAACAAAUCUGGAACUCACCAUGGGAGACGCCAUCUGCAGUUGAACACCAAGAGCGGUACGUCAUCCCAGACCACCAGUAUCAAACAUAUCGGAACCUUUGUAACAUCUUUCCUGCGUAUGUAGUCCAUUCAGUAAUGGAGAAGAACCCUCAUUUGACAGACCCUCAGCAACUCGCCGCUGUCAUUGUAACAAAAUUGAGGUCAUGCCAUUGAGCUUUUUAUUCACAUUUGAUGGGAUACGACAAAGGAAAUGCACAUUUUUUUAUUGCAAAGAUAGGCACUGGUUUCAUGUUGCUGCAUGUGCAACAUCUGCCCUCAGGAGGUUUUUUUUCUUUCUAAAUGUGUUAGGAGGGAAAUCUGUUUAUCAGAUUUUACACGAGGUGACACAGAAGAAACAAGUAUAGAGGAAGUUUGUCUCAUAAGUUGAUCUUAAAUUGUAAGAUCUUUCACAUGAGAAAGCUACAAUUACAUCAGUUAAAAUUAGGUUGAACCUUAUUAGAAAUCUGGUUCAUGACGUAUUCAUACCACCUGAGCAGGAGCUGCAUUCCAACCAACUUUAUGAUUGAUUAAACCUUCAUUCAAGCUCACAUAAAAUGUGUUGUCAGAAAACAUUCAACCUGACUGGCAUAUCCUUAAGAUCAAUUUUUGUGCUGCUCAGUUAAUUUAUCCAAUCAAUAACAUGAAAAUAUGUAUGGACAGCAGGUUCACCUGAAGUUGACUGCAAGGCAGGUGAGCAGUAAGAACACCAGUCAUGAAAAAGCAUUUCAUCAUUAGUUGAGUCCUUCUUUUACAAGUUUACCAAUUAUUACCAUAGAAUUCAAUAAUUAUUGCACCUUGGUGUUAAAUCAUUAGAACUGGAAGCAUCUUAAUUAACUAGCUGGUUCAUUUGACUUGCUAGAAUUAUGAUAAAUGCUGUCCAUGUAGAAGUACAUUUGAACAAAUUAGCUACAUAGCAUUACAGUGAGGACAGGAAGUAAUAAAUCUAAAUUCUCAUAUCUGGCUGACAUAAGAGUACGUCAACAUUUGUACAUCAUGUAGCUUUUAUGAAGAUCUUGUUCAGGCGCUGUGAAUGUGCUAUGAAAGGCAUCUGAAGUGUUUCUGGUGCAGUGGAACUAUAAAUAACCGUGCUUAGGUCUGCCUCUGGUGUAAAUAAUUCUUGUGACUUUUUGUGCAUUCAUUUUGGAGAUAAGUCAAAGGGAGGUAGGUACAUACCUCACAGCAUGAACCCUGACAUUUAAUGGCCUUAUAUCCGAAUGACCUCAUGCUUUUAGUCAUUGUCUGAUCGGUUUCAAUGAAAGUCUUACUCUUUGAAGCCUCCUAUUUUCAAAUGUAAAGCACUAUCUCAGUAUCUAAAGAGAUAUAUUUUCUCAGCCUCACUUAACAAAGCUACUAUUUUGGUAGAAUUUGACAGUGCACAAAGCAAGCCAAACAAGAGAUUUGACUUGUAUACAUGUGCACAUUUCUAUGUACAUAUAAUCACACAAAAGCCAUUAUUUCAAAGUCAUUUAUAAGCUGCUAAAUAAUGCCAAAAAAAAUUAUUUAUAUAGUGUCAGUAUUCUACAUUACUUUAUGUUUUAGUUAUCAGAAUUGAUUGGAUUAUAUUAUAAAUUAACAUCUGUGUUUGAAUAAUUUCCUAUAAUGUAUUAUAUAGUUAACUAUCUGGUUUGAUUAGAUGCUACGUCCAGGAUUUUCCUAUUAAUAUAUCUGUCAGAUUUGUUGUGCUAAUUCUUUUCAGUGUGAAAAUAUUCAAAGCAUCUUUGUUUCAAACAGUAGCUCUAAUGGACUCCUUCAAGUUCUUAGUGGAGCAGUUUUUUUGGGGGGGAAGGUAAAGAUUAUGUCAAAUUACUACUUUUACAUGCACUUAAGUCAAGAGUUUCAACUUUUGCCGGUGCAAAGUCUAGUUACCUGUAUCAACUGAAGGAAAAGUGAAACUCUAACUCGGCUAGAUUCCUGAUUUUGAGUUUGGCAAUCCGUUCAGAAUUGAAAAGCAUUGUUCAAAGAAAUCCAGCUAUUGCCGUAGUAGUUGGCCAGUUUCAUGACUGAAGCUGAUUUGUGAUAGUUACCUAGUUUCUUACGUACAUGUAAAUGUAAUAAAACACUGAGGGAUGAUUUCACAGGGUUGUGUUGUUGCUUAAGUAGAAAUGUUCUAUUUGAGGUGGAAUAAGUGUUUACUGACACAAUUUUUUAAUGUUUGCACAAAGAAUUUUGCAACAGACUGAAACUUUGCCUGAUAAUAAAUUUGUCAGAUAAAGUAAAAAAACUCUAGCCUCUGAGGGAGCUGAAUACAGGACUGAUUUUGUGAUAUAUGUGGAUCAUGGGGUUUAAAUCAUGAAAUUUUAAAACCGAAAUAUACGCUAUACGGCAUAUUGAAAAUGUAAUUUUAUUGAAUGGCUUUUUAUGCUUGGCUGUGUUGUACUAAUACAGACUUUAACUAAGCAUAUAUACAGCCAGUUUCCAAGGAUCAUGGAAGGGUUUGGCUGUGCCUUGCAGCACAUUGCUCUCAGGAUGCUUUCAAUUUUCUAAUUCUGUCUUGCCCUGCCAAAAAAAGCGGUCGUUACUGGCAAGAGUAAUCUGAUUUAGAAGUGAUAUAUUUUGUGAAAAUCCUACAUGUAACAUGUAGUAUCUUAAAGUGGGUUAUGUACAGCUGAAACAUCAAGGUAGUAUUGCAAAACUGUACUUUUUGUGUAUGUGCUUGUUAUGCACCUCAAGUUCUUUCAAAAGGAGCUAAUAGGAUGGUUUUAAAUGAUGCAGCUUCGGUCAAAUUAGUUGGAAAAUUGCUGAAUUGGUCUCCAUAAAGGAUAAAAAACAAAUCCCUGAAAGGCUACAACAUUUUUCUACAGUUUCAUGAACUUUUGGCAGUGGUUGAACCAGUGUUUGGAGCUUGAAAAUGUAGGGUGGGGGCCAUGAGUUUCCCAUUGUUACAUAUGGUGUGCCCCCAAGGUCAUAAGGUCAAAUUGAUCUCUUUUUAACUAAAGGGCACAUGAGUAUUAAUAUCACUAAGCACAUGCAUGCUCCCAAGAGGAUCACCACCUUUGAUGUUGAUAAUCCGUUUCCUUUUCUUGACUCCCACCCUCAGGACAAAGUGGUCCAACCUAAGAGUUCAGAGCUGUUUGCAACAUGUAAAGCCAGCCCUAAUAGCAAUAUCAUGCUUUGAGUAUGCUUAAAGGGAGAUGCCACUUAUUUGUAGGAUUCAGGCUUCUUGUUGGAUAACAAAAAAUGAAUAGAGGACAGUUAAUAGUUCUUGUGUUUUGUUAUCUGAAUAAUGAUUUAAAACAGGGAGAUCAGGAAAGUUGAGUGAAUCAGCAUAACAGACCACACUUUUAGGAUUUAUGAAAGUUUUUCGUGAUAUCACUGAGAAGUUGAGUGAGAAUUUUUUAACUGAGUGGUAUUCCUCUUUAACAGAGUUUAUUCAGAUUUUGUCUCGUUGAUGGUGCAUCAAAAAUAUCUAUUUCUUUUUAAUGUUUAGGUACAGCCGUGGUGUAUGAACAGACAUAAAGAAAAAAAAACAUUUGAAUGUGUUUUGCCCAAAAGAGUUUUGGGCUUUGCUGACUUUGUUUUUUCAUGAAAAAAGACGAGGCCACUUAAGGCCGGCUGUCUGUUCAUGAGAAGGUGAAACAAACUGCCUAAUGUUUCUACAUGUGAAACAAUCAGAUUGCAAGGCUGCUGUCAAGGUUGUUUCUGGCAUUUGGCUAAAAGUUUGCGUGCCAUCCUUUUUCCUUGAGAAGGUUGAAUUGUUAUAGUUUACAUGACAAACCUUGGUCUCUCCAUGUCCUUUGUGUUCUCACUGGUGGAAAAACAAAUCCAAAACUAAAGCAUGACAAUGGGGUCUCUGAUUAGAGACCAAAUUAAAAUCACAUAAUCUGACUUAAAUCUGUUUGAACAUUAUUGAGAUGUAAGAUUAUGUCUGUGGAGUGGUUAAUCACCCUGAUGAACUCAGAAUAAGAUUACUUUGUUUUUCUGAAAGAACUAAUUAGCAGGCAUGAAAUCAAUGUCAAAUCUUUUUAACUUUGUUAGAUCCUUUAAUCUCGAUUAGUUGUUUGCUUUCAUAAAGAAGUGCACACAUGAUUUAAUUUUAGCUGCUGAUUUGGCCCACGAGCAUGUGUGUUACUAUUUCUGGCAGAGUGCCACAGAGCAGCCACUUGUCUGUAAUCAGAUAAAAUGCACUCAUGGACAAUGUGGGCUUGACAAGUAUCAGAGCAAAUUCACACCAGAAGCGCUGUGGCUUUUAAAUGCAGGUCCAAAAUGUUAAAAUGCAAGUGUGAGGUGCUGCUCUAAUCAUUAAGGCUAGAAUUUCUAGCUUUGAUGCGUAUCUUCUGGAUGUUUUUAUAUUACAGGAUAAAAGAAAGGAAAAAUGAAGGGAUGAUUUUGUCUUUUUUUUUCUAAUAAAAGUUGUAUCUAAAAAUCAUUGUUGCUCCCAAGACAACUUCAAGAAAAACUGUUCACAGGGUGAUUGACUACUUCCAGUCCAACAUUCAAACACUCAAAUAACGUUGAAAUGUACCGUGUCAGUAGAGAACUGUAUUUCUGAAAGGUUAAAGGUCAGAAUGUUGUUCAUGGUUCCCAUCCUCCCUUUGAACGUGCCGCAAACAACUAAGCCACAAAUGUCUAGAAUUGACUUUUGCUUGUUGAUACAAAUUGUAUCUAUACCUUGAAUGUAACAAAAUAUGAAAUGUAUAAUAUGAAAAUAGUUUUAUUUAAAUAAGGGGGGUAAAAAAUCAAUGCCGUAAUGUUUGUGACACUGUGUGUCACGGGGAGUAGCCCAUUGGUAUGAACUAAUUCUUACUGGGUACAGCAGUAAACUUACAGGGACAUUUACGUGCUACGUAACAUUGCACAGAUACCCUGUGUACAGCAGUGAGCAUCAUGUCCUCUCUGUAAAUAGUCACACAUGUGUGUGUAUAUAUAGAAAGAGAUCUGUAAAUGUAACAGUAACAGUUACUUCAGUUGUUCAAAUACUUAGAUUAUUUCUGUGUUGUAACCUGUGCACCUUGGUUAAGUGCAUCUCUUUCCUCUGAAUUUGACAUGUCUGCUUUAUGCUAUUUUAAUGGGAAUUUCAAUAUUUUUGAAUAUAUUUUGCCUAAUAAAACAUGCCAAAGUUAUUCUUGGGUGACUUUGUCAAAAGUAUUUUUUUGUGCAAUGAACUGAGGAUUUUUUUCCACAUGAUGUAAACUAAAAAUUACUAAACAACAACAAACACAAAUCUGAGCGUUAAAGUCCUGACACAGGAAUCUGUCAUUGACUGAUCUCUGGUCCCCGCAUGACGCAAUCACAUGCCCUAUAAACCGUCUAUUAGAAGCUAACAGCAGUGUGACAGGCUGUCACUGAGCGGUGAAUUUAGUGACCGUGUUAAAUCAGAUUUGUGUUUGAUGUACAGAUCUUGUUAAAUUAACUUUUAUCUUAGUGUUUGAUUCGAGGACUAUCAAGCAGCUGAUUCAAGGACUAACACUUGUAUGUUAACAAACAAAAAGUGUUUUGAUUUGUGAUCUAUUUUAGGGUUAUUUACCAAUUGUACUGUCAUCAUUUUGCUAUAUGAGGCCAGUUUGCUUACUGUUGUUUAAAUGAACAGUCUAUAAGCUUAAGCUGGCCCUGUGGGAAUUAGACUAGUAUUUUUUUAAAGAUGUAAACACUGAUGUUGUCAAUGAGUAUUAACUUAAGUUUCAAAUCAGUUAAUGGCUAUGAACAACACCAAAGUGAUUUUUGAUGUGCACACAUUAAGUACCUGUUAUGAUGAUUGGUUCAAACACAAACACACAAACCGUUGUGGUCAAACCUCCAAUGGUGAACCUCUUGACGUCCUGCUGUUUCUACAAGCAUACAACUCAUUUCAAAGUUGACUUGUUUGUGAUAAAAAUGCCACGACAAGAGGUACACACAUUUGAACACGGCUGUACACACAGAGAACACAGUGUAAUACUCAGGUCAAAUCACACUCACACUUUAAAUCACACACUUGGUUGUUUUCUAUUAUUGAAAAAAGCAGUGGUCACAUUUCUGAAGUAGUGAAAGUCUCCUGUUUAAGUUGACUGACUUGUCUUCAAUGUACAAAGGGAAAUAUAAAGCAAGUUUUUUUUUGUGCUGUGAUGAUCUGCGGUAUUGUAAUCCACGCUGAAUGGAAAGCAUUGCUUUUAUAGACCAAAAUAUACAAAAUAAUUAUUUUGGGUCUGUGGGCUCAAACAAAAUGUAAGUCUUAAUGACAAAAUGUGUUCCUCUCCGUAAAUAAAGCAAAAUUCUGUUCAAA
Molecule: messenger RNA, 8856 nt
Organism: Notolabrus celidotus (New Zealand spotty)
Lineage: Eukaryota; Metazoa; Chordata; Actinopteri; Labriformes; Labridae
Gene: zc3h12b
Product: zinc finger CCCH-type containing 12B
Exons: 6
Coding region: 288-2831 (847 amino acids)
Cellular component (GO): cytoplasmic ribonucleoprotein granule; nucleus
Molecular function (GO): RNA endonuclease activity; metal ion binding; mRNA binding
Source: RefSeq, a predicted model, not a curated record